Messenger RNA from Zingiber officinale, 877 nucleotides. Its product is annotated as 40S ribosomal protein S9-2-like. Gene Ontology annotation, biological process: positive regulation of translational fidelity; translation. The transcript is spliced from 3 exons. Gene Ontology annotation, cellular component: cytosolic small ribosomal subunit. Bases 113 to 706 code for a protein of 197 amino acids. The record is from RefSeq and is a predicted model, not a curated record. Lineage: Eukaryota; Viridiplantae; Streptophyta; Magnoliopsida; Zingiberales; Zingiberaceae. Gene Ontology annotation, molecular function: structural constituent of ribosome; rRNA binding.
CCCGGCUCAAAAACAAUUUUCAUGGGCCGGUUAGGGUUUCGGAACUCUCCCAGAUAUAAGACGCCUCUUUUUCUUUACUUUCCCGCAAGGCGCCGGCGAAGACGACCCAGUCAUGGUGCACGUCAGUUUCUACAGGAACUAUGGGAAAACCUUCAAGAAGCCACGUCGCCCCUAUGAGAAAGAGCGGCUGGAUGCCGAGCUGAAGCUGGUGGGCGAGUAUGGGCUCCGGUGCAAGCGAGAGCUCUGGAGGGUCCAGUACGCGCUGAGCCGUAUCCGUAAUGCGGCCAGAGAACUUCUCACGCUCGAUGAGAAGAACCCUCGGCGAAUUUUUGAGGGGGAAGCCCUUCUCCGCCGGAUGAAUCGGUAUGGGCUCCUCGAGGAAGGGCAGAACAAGCUCGACUAUGUGCUGGCUCUCACAGUGGAGAACUUUUUGGAGCGGCGUCUGCAGACUCUGGUCUUCAAGUCUGGAAUGGCUAAGUCCAUCCACCACGCUAGGGUCCUCAUCAGGCAGCGCCACAUCAGAGUAGGAAGGCAAGUAGUAAACAUCCCCUCUUUUAUGGUGAGGAUGGAUUCAGCUAAGCAUAUUGACUUCUCCCUCACAAGUCCUUUCGGCGGUGGGCGUCCAGGACGGGUGAAAAGAAGAAAUCAGAAGGCUGCAACGAAGAAGGCCGCCGGAGGUGAUGGAGAUGAAGAUGAUGAGGAAUGAGCAACAAUGUGCUGUGGUAACCUCCACAUCUUUGCAUUUUAGUAUGUUUCUAGUUUGUUACUUUUCUUAAAGUGGCGACUCAUAAACUUAUUCUCAAAACAUGUCUCUGAAGUUUGGGUUUUAUGUAUUCGACAUCUGUGUCUUUAAUUUGGCCUCGAGCCUUUCAUUCAA